AUGGAACCCCUUUCUCCGCUUCCCCCGCACCUGGGGCCCUCGCUCGGCCCAUCGCCGGUCGUCCCUCCUCUCACACUCGCGCCGCUCUCGCGUCCGCCCUCCUCGGGACCUCCAUCUCAGCCGUCCCGGCCCCCGCUCUCCCCGCCGGCGGGGUACGUGCGGAGCGUGCACGCGUGCCCGGCCGCUUAUCCGCGGAUGUACGAGGGCACGUUCUCGCGCGAGUCGUACCCUUUCUCCCCCAUCCCCGAGGACGAGUCGAAGAAGGCGCGCGCGGCCAGAAUCGAAAAGGACAAAAUCACGUGUGCCGAGUCUGCGCGCGCGGCGGCCAAGAACGAGGGAUCUGGAUGGAAGACCAACCACGGCGACGGGCUUUGGUUGAGCGUCGAGCGGUGGAAACGCGAGAAUCCCGUCGAGGGCGGCGCCACGCUCGUCAUGCUCCACGCUAACGGCAUGUUGAAGGAGGAUUACCAUCCCCUCCUUGUGUCGCUUUUCGCAUCGUCUCCGAACGCGCAGUUUGGCAAUCGCGCUCCCCUCCCCGGAGGAGUGGCGGUGGUGAAUGACGUCUUCCUCCUCGAAGACACUCUGCACGGCGCCUCAGUCGAUCUGAACGCCGGCAAGCUACCCAGCCUUCACAGCUGGGGUGACCUGGCGCGCGACCUCCAAAACUUUCUCCGGUACUGCAUGCCGGGACUUGAUGAGAACCCGGGCUGGGCGCUGGAGUGGAAAGAGCGCGCCCCGCGCAAGGUCUUCGCGGUUGGCCACUCGUUUGGCGGUAACGCCUCGGUGCAGGCCGCCGCGGCUUCCCCAGAACUGUUCGAGGGCCUCUUCCUCAUUGAGCCAAUGACCAACCCGACUGGGGCAAACAACUCUCCGGCGCGUCAUUACUUCAUCCAAGGCCUCACGCUGAAACGGCGCGACACUUGGCCAUCCGUCGAGGCUGCCCAGGCGAACCGCUCCAAUCCCAUGUUCUCCAAGUUUCCCGACGCGACCUUUGGCCUAUGGCUAUCGCAUGGCCUUGUACCGACUCGAACUGGCGAGGUGACGCUGGCCACGCCACCAUGGUGUGAGGCGGUCGUAUUCUCCGACUGCCACUCGCCCCAACGUGGGUGGGACCUCUUGCCCACCUUGAAGAUGCCGGUUGGCUUUGUCACGGCUGAGGACGCGUCGUGGAUUGGUGGAGCGGAGAUUGCAGCUGAGAUUACGAGCCGGCCGCCGCGGGCGCGGAAUGAGCGGACGCGCGCUGGCCACGUCGCCGUGCAGGAGGACCCUGUGGGUGUCGGAGAGGCGCUGGGACGAUACCUGGCGACCAUUCGGGCGGGUGUGUGGGAUGCCACGGGGAGCAGGUUGUAG
Molecule: messenger RNA, 1350 nt
Organism: Cutaneotrichosporon cavernicola
Lineage: Eukaryota; Fungi; Basidiomycota; Tremellomycetes; Trichosporonales; Trichosporonaceae
Exons: 3
Coding region: 1-1350 (449 amino acids)
Source: RefSeq, a predicted model, not a curated record